Messenger RNA from Formica exsecta, 564 nucleotides. RefSeq lists its product as uncharacterized. The coding region runs from base 1 to 564 and encodes 187 amino acids. Lineage: Eukaryota; Metazoa; Arthropoda; Insecta; Hymenoptera; Formicidae. The record is from RefSeq and is a predicted model, not a curated record. Gene Ontology annotation, molecular function: nucleic acid binding. The transcript has a single exon.
AUGAUCGGCGAAUUCGUCGACAAAGACCAUCGAGACUGGGACGAACACCUGUCCGCAUUUCAAUUUGCAUUCAAUGCGGCCGUACAUGACGCCACCGGAUAUACGCCGGCAUACGUAAAUCACGGGCGAGAGCUCGUACCGCCGCACCGCACCGCACCAGCAACCGAGAGAACGACCCCGGACACGACGCGAGAACGGCUGGACGACGCCUAUAAAAUCGUCCGGAUCCAACUUGCAAGAGCUUUCCAGCGGCAAGAGCAGUAUUACAACCUCCGGCGACGAGAGUGGCGACCGCACAUCGGCGAAUGGGUGUGGAAGAAAGACCACCCGCUGUCAAAGAAAGCCGACAAUUUCAACGCAAAACUCGCGCCAAAAUAUAUCAGGCCGCUCGAAGUUCGCCAAAUUAUCUCGCCGGUAACCGUAGACCUGAGGAGCAAGCGGGGAAAGUGGUACAAACAUGUACACAUUCAGGAUCUCAAAGUCGCAAAGAUCAAACAAAACGGCGACAAUAACAACCCUGAGGACGAGGAUGAUGAUACCCCCACUACCGAUGGGGAAGAAUAA